Molecule: messenger RNA, 1754 nt
Organism: Paramecium sonneborni
Lineage: Eukaryota; Ciliophora; Oligohymenophorea; Peniculida; Parameciidae
Source: the annotation of a GenBank genome assembly
AAAUUAUAUUAUAAAAUAAUAUGGACAAUCUUAAGACAAUGCAAGCAAUGAAAGUAGAAAAGGGUGAUGGAUUUCAUCAUACUUAUUCUCAAGAUGAAGUUUCAUCAUUUUGUGAUCAUAUCAAUUACUAUUUAAGAGAUGAUAAAGAUGUUGCUGACAUUUUACCAUUAAAUCCAGAAACAAAUGAUAUGUUUGUUAAAGUCGGAGAUGGUAUAUUGUUAUGCAAAAUCAUAAAUCUGGCAUAAAAUGGUGCAAUUGAUACUAGAGCCAUAAAUGUAAAGAAACCUCUUAACAUCUUUAAUGAAAAUGUAUUUAUGAAUUAAAUAUAUCUAUUAGAUCAACUUAAAUUUAGCUAUAUAAUCUGCUAAAUCUAUUGGAUGUGUAGUUGUUAACAUUAGACCAGACUUAAUUAAAGAUAGAAGAGAGCAUAUUAUUCUUGGUUUAGUGUGGCAAAUCAUUAAAGUAUUAUAAUUCUAUAACAUAAUAGAUUCAAACAACAAAAAUGGUAAAUUUAAAAGAGAAUCCAUUUCUUAUUAGACUCAAAAAAGAGGAAGAGGAAAUAGGAGAUAUUCUUAAAUUACCACCUGAUUAAUUACUUUUAAGAUGGUUCAAUCAUCAUUUGAAAGAAGCUAAAUCAUAAAGAUAAGUAAAUAACUUUGAUAAGGAUUUACAAGAUGGAGAAGCAUAUACUAUCUUACUUAAUUAAUUAGAUAGAGAUAGAUGCAGUUUGGAUGGACUUACUUAAGAUCCUGAAAAUAGAGCUAAAACUGUUAUUUAAAAUGCUGAAUCUAUUGGAGUUCCUAAAUUUAUGAGACCAGUUCAUAUUCUUAAAGGAAAUUCUAAAUUAAAUUUAUUGUUUUGUGCAUAAAUUUUUAAUGCUUGUCCAGGAUUAACACCAAGUUAAGAUGAUUAUGAAAAAACUAAACUGUUAUAAGAAGAUGAUGAUCCUGAAAGUAGUAUGGAUGAAAGAGUAUUUAAAAUGUGGAUUAACAGUCUCAAUAUUGAAGAUGGAUAUAUUAAUAAUUUAAUUGAAGAUAUGAGAGAUGGAAUCAAUCUAAAUAGAUUAUUAGAAAAAUUAAAGCCAUAAACUAUUAAUUGGAAAAAUGUUAAGAUUCCAGCUAAAUCUAGAAUCAUUAAAGUCCAAAAUGCUAACUAUUCAUUAGAAUAAGCUAAAUAAUUUAAUAUCAAAAUUGUUAAUGUUGGUGGAGUUGAUUUUGUUGAUGGAAAAAAGAAACUUAUAUUAGGUGUAAUCUGGUAAUUGUUUAGAUUAGAUGUUCUUAAAGUAUUUUUAUUCUUUAUAAAUUAAUAGACUAUGGGUGAUUAAAAAGAUGAAUAAAUCUUAGAGGCAGCCAAUAAGAAAGUCCCAGAAGCUGAUAGAUUAGCUUCUUUUAAAGAUCCUAAAGCUAAAACUAGUCAUUUCUUCUUUAGAAUUUUGAAUUCUAUUGAACCAAGAGCUAUUGAUUGGGACUUUGUUUAAAAAGGUACUUUAUUCAUAUUAAUAUUUUAGGCGAAACUCCUGAAGAAAUUGAAAGUAAUGCUAAAUAUGUCAUCUCAGUUGCAAGAAGAUUGGGAGCUACUGUAUUUUUAAUUUGGGAAUAAAUAAGAGAUGUAUAUUAUUUCAUCUUACUAUUCUUAGGGUAAAGUAAAAAUGUUAGCAGUUUUCACUGCAUCAUUGUUACAUUUUGCAGAAGAUUAUAAAGUAGCUAAACUUGGAAAUGCAGAAUGAAGAAUAAAAAAUAUUAAAAAAAUCCAAU